Saccoglossus kowalevskii is the source of this 1269-nucleotide messenger RNA. RefSeq names its product WD and tetratricopeptide repeats protein 1-like. Lineage: Eukaryota; Metazoa; Hemichordata; Enteropneusta; Harrimaniidae. The record is from RefSeq and is a predicted model, not a curated record. Gene Ontology annotation, molecular function: protein binding. Gene Ontology annotation, cellular component: Cul4-RING E3 ubiquitin ligase complex; cytoplasm. Gene Ontology annotation, biological process: negative regulation of fatty acid biosynthetic process.
GUCAGCGUAAACAUUGAGGUCAUCUGGUUUUGUCGAGUUCUGAAGUUUGUUAUAUUUGGUUCAUUUAUUUGAACACAGAAAGCUGUGUCUGAUUGUUACAUACAUUGAGUUAUUAGAAAUAAUAAUUUUGGUGACAAUCAUGUUAACAUUUUGUGGCAUUUGGAUGGACUUGAAUUGUCAAAUGGGAGCCAUCUUUUCGAUCAGCUGGUACUAGAAUGCGAUAUGAAUUCUGCGUUGAAUUUAUUCCAUCGUUUGUGUCUUGAUAUUUAAACAAAAUGGAUGACAAUUUUCUUCUGCGCCUUAAAAAACGAGAAAUUGAGAGUCGUCACUGUUGUCGUUUUCAACGUUCACUCCAUGUCAAUAAAUAUAUUCUACCAAGAUUGAAUCUAGAAACAGAAUUGGAGGGACAUAAUGGUUGUGUUAACUGUCUAGAGUGGAAUCAGAAAGGAGAUUUAUUAGCGAGUGGUUCUGAUGAUUUAAAUGCUAUAAUAUGGGAACCAAUGAAACACAGACAGUUGUGUACUAUACGUACUGGUCACCAUGGCAACAUAUUUUCUGUCAAGUUUUUACCUGAUACAAAUGAUCGUAUCAUAGCAACAGGUGCUGCUGAUUGCAAAGUGCGUGUACAUGAUGUUAAUGUCCGUGAGACAACCCAGGCAUUCAGCUGUCAUGCUGGUAGGGUAAAAAGACUAGCUGUUGCACCUCAUAUGCCUUAUAUGUUCUGGAGUGCUGCUGAAGAUGGUACUAUCAGGCAAUUUGAUUUACGAUCUCCUCAUACUUGUAACGAUCAUUGCGGUAAUGUUUUAAUUAAUCUAAACACAUAUAUUGGUAAUCAAGCUGAAGCCAAGUGUCUGUCAGUCAAUCCACUGAGACCAGAAUUAUUAGCAGUUGGUGCUAAUGACCCAUAUGUUCGUUUAUAUGAUACUCGCAUGUUGAGUCCCCACUCUGUUCGGUUCUCUAGUGAAGAAAGACUUGGUGCAUCUUGGCAUACUCCAGCACCUGAUCCAGACCCAGAUGGGAAACUUCCCAAAGGUUGUGUACAAUAUUAUGUAGCUGGUCAUUUACCAAUCAAGCAAAAUGAUUAUCAUCAAAGAUUUCGUACAUUAGUUUCUACUUUUGUUACAUUUGGACCAGACGGUACCGAACUAUUGGUCAAUCUUGGUGGUGAGCAAAUCUACCUUUUUGAUGUGACAAAAAGGAAAGAAUGCAAAAAAUAUCGAUUAGAUGAUUAUAAAUUGCCAUCUUUGAGUACAAAUGGUGUAGUUAAAG